AUGAGUGCUCAACUUGCCGUAAGAAAAUCUGAAGAUAGAGGCUAUGCGAAUCAUGGUUGGCUUGAUACCCAUCACACAUUCUCGUUCGCAUCCUAUUUUAAUUAUAAAUUUCAAGGUUUCGGAUCCCUAAGAGUGAUCAACGAAGACAUCGUGCAACCUACCACUGGAUUUGGAACUCAUCCACAUCGAGAAUUUGAAAUUUUUUCGUAUAUUAUUUCCGGUGAAUUACAACAUAAAGAUUCGAUGGGUAACGUUGAAAUUCUCAAAGCCGGUGACGUUCAAUUUACAUCAGCCGGCACAGGAAUCACACAUUCUGAAUACAAUAUUCACCCAACUCUUCCCGUUCAUUUUCUUCAAAUAUGGGUGAAACCUGACAACCCAAAUCUUAAGCCAAGAUAUCAAACCAUGACCUUUUCUGAAUCUUCUAAAACAAAUAAUCUCGUACAUAUCAUAUCUCCAGUUGAUAAUAAUGAUAACUCUACUAUUGGCAUCAAUACAGAUUUUCAUAUGUAUGCCAGUUUAUUAGAAUCAGGUCAUAAAGUUGUACAUACUGUACAGGGAACUGACAAGCCUAGAAAAGUUUAUGUUCAUCUUGCGAGUACUGGUGGAAAAUUAAGUGUUAAUGAAAAUACGAUAUUGCAACAAGGUGAUGGUUUUUUGAUCUAG
Messenger RNA from Dentiscutata heterogama, 666 nucleotides. NCBI's taxonomy places the organism in Eukaryota, Fungi, Glomeromycota, Glomeromycetes, Diversisporales, Gigasporaceae. The record is from the annotation of a GenBank genome assembly.